Molecule: messenger RNA, 1195 nt
Organism: Danio rerio (zebrafish)
Lineage: Eukaryota; Metazoa; Chordata; Actinopteri; Cypriniformes; Danionidae
Gene: eif2b2
Product: eukaryotic translation initiation factor 2B, subunit 2 beta
Biological process (GO): central nervous system development; animal organ development
Cellular component (GO): cytosol; eukaryotic translation initiation factor 2B complex
Source: RefSeq, marked provisional
GUCAGGAGAUUAAAACUCGCCGUGAAUCUGCGCGUUUCUGAGGCUCCAGUCAAAAUGCCGGGCGCGGAUAAAGAGACGGAGCUGUCCGAGCGUAUCGAGUCGUUUCUGUCCGAGCUAAAGCGCUGCGGCAGCGGGUCAGGAUCUCUACGGGGCUCGGUGGAGACUGCCCGGGAAACGAGCUCUUUACUCCGCAGAAUCACCGCUCAGGCCCGCUGGAGCAGCGCAGGUGAACUGAUGGAGAUCAUCCGGAAGGAGGGCAGGAGGAUGACAGCAGCUCAGCCAUCUGAGACCACAGUCGGUAACAUGAUCCGCAGGGUGCUGAAGAUCAUUCGAGAAGAAUAUGCCAGGUCCAGAGGCAGCAGCGAGGAGGCGGAUCAACAGGAAUCUCUGCACAAGCUGCUGACGUCUGGAGGAUCCAGUGAAGACAACUUCAGACAGCACUUCGCUCACCUCAAAGCCAACGUCAUCGAAGCCAUCAAUGAGCUGCUGACAGAGCUGGAGGGCACCACAGACAACAUCUCCAUGCAGGCGCUGGAGCACAUUCACUCCAAUGAGGUGAUCAUGACCAUCGGCCGCUCCAGGACUGUGGAGGCUUUUCUGAAAGACGCGGCGCGCAAACGCAAGUUCCACGUCAUCGUAGCCGAGUGUGCGCCUUUCUGUCUAGGGCAUGAAAUGGCCACAAGUCUUUCCAAAGAGGACAUCGAAACAACAGUCAUCCCAGACGCCGCCAUCUUUGCUGUAAUGUCACGAGUCAAUAAGGUGAUCAUCGGCACACAGACGGUGCUGGCGAACGGAGGCCUGCGGGCGGUCAAUGGCACACACACACUGGCUCUGGCUGCCAAACACCACUCCACUCCUCUGAUUGUCUGCGCGCCCAUGUUCAAGCUCUCGCCGCAGUUUCCCAAUGAAGACGACACCUUCCACAAGUUUGUUUCGCCGCAUGAAGUGCUUCCCUUUACUGAAGGUGAAAUCUUGUCUAAAGUCAACGCUCACUGUCCGGUGUUUGACUACGUUCCUCCUGAGCUCAUCACGCUGUUCAUCUCCAACAUCGGUGGACACGCGCCGUCCUACAUUUACCGUUUAAUGAGUGAACUUUACCAUCCUGAAGAUCACGAACUUUAGACUGCAAAAUAAAGACGUCUGGCAUUCAAAACAUCUGAGAUUUGCGAAUUCAGUAAAGACAACAUUCAUUUUG